AUGGCAGGGCACGGCACCCGCCUGCUCCUGCUCCUGGGUCUCAUGCCAGCUCUCUUGCUGGCUGUGCGGAUCAACAGCAAGGGCCGGGAGGUGCUCUACCUGGCCAAGGGUGACUCCGUUAAGCUGGGCUGCCCCUACGUCCUCGAGCCCGAAGACAACGGUCCCCAGGACCUGGGCAUCGAGUGGAUCCAGAUAACACCGGAGCGGACUGGCCCGGAGAACGUGUUCCUGUCCUACCACGACCACCACGUGAACUACGGCAGCGGCUCCGGGCUGCAGAACCGCGUGGCCUUCGUGCAGAACGACCCCAGCCAGUACGACGCCUCCAUCCGCCUGGCCGACCUGCAGGUCUCCGACACGGGCACCUACCAGUGCCGGGUGAAGAAGAACACCGUGGCCGUGCACGAAGUCAUCGUCACCGUGCAAGAGAAACCGGCCGCGCCGCAGUGCUGGACGGAGGGCGAGCAGGCGGAGGGCAGCAGCGUCCUGCUGCGCUGCUACAGCCGAGGAGGGACCAGCCCCCUCGCCUACCAGUGGGCCAAGCAGUCUGACGGCUACGGCGGGGGCCGCCUGCCCUCGGGCACCGUCCAAGGACGGGCUCCUGGCGACCUGCUGAUCCGCGGCCUGUCGGAGCAGCACGCCGGCGUCUACCAGUGCCGCGUGAGCAACCGCGUGGGCUACUCCACGUGCCAGCUCAGCCUCGACCCCCGGCCAAGUAGGCAAGCGGGCAUCAUCGUGGGCUCCAUCCUGGGCUCCCUCCUCCUCCUCACGCUGCUGGGGCUCCUCAUCUGGGCCCUGAUCUGCCGCUACCGCCGCAAGGAGUGCCAGCGCACGUGCAGCGACUGCAGGAGCAGCACGGGCGGCACCAUGCCCCGCGCGUGCACCGUGUGCCACCACAGCUACUCGCCGCACGGCAUGAGCUACAUGCAGUGCCAGCACGGCGACAACGAGGAGCGCGCGGCCGCCCUGCUCUGCAACGAGGGCAUCCGGCACCAGGUCAACUGCCCCCCGCUCUAA
Messenger RNA from Nothoprocta perdicaria, 1017 nucleotides. It is a transcript of the gene VSIG8, whose product is annotated as V-set and immunoglobulin domain containing 8. The transcript has 7 exons. Lineage: Eukaryota; Metazoa; Chordata; Aves; Tinamiformes; Tinamidae. The record is from RefSeq and is a predicted model, not a curated record. Gene Ontology annotation, cellular component: intracellular anatomical structure. Bases 1 to 1017 code for a protein of 338 amino acids.